Acyrthosiphon pisum (pea aphid) is the source of this 2757-nucleotide messenger RNA. RefSeq names its product 60 kDa SS-A/Ro ribonucleoprotein-like. The record is from RefSeq and is a predicted model, not a curated record. Bases 1258 to 2679 code for a protein of 473 amino acids. Lineage: Eukaryota; Metazoa; Arthropoda; Insecta; Hemiptera; Aphididae. The transcript has 6 exons. Gene Ontology annotation, cellular component: ribonucleoprotein complex. Gene Ontology annotation, molecular function: RNA binding.
UAAACGACCAGUGAAAUUUUCAUGUAUAUGUUAAUUAACUAGCGAACCAAAACUGAUAAUUUGACUCCAGCGUGUUUAAAAAUUUUGAAAUUGUCAUAAAAAAAUUGGCUGUUAAAAAUAAAGACACACGUCUUUUUUCGUUUUAAUUAAAUUCUAUGUCAAUGAUCCAUAAUCGUUUAAAACCCCCGCGUAUGACACAAGUUACACCUGUUUAUAUUAUAUGUAUUAUCUAUGGGUGAAACAGUGUGGUAUGGUGGAAAACACUAUUAUUUGUGCGAGUGAUCCACCAUUUUAUCACGAAGAUUCUCUAAUCUCUACCUCGAUUUUUUUUCACGUUGGCGCCACUGCUCCUGGAAGACUUCAACAAUAUUCGCUAACAACGGUGUCCUCUAACCUCUCUUCUUAAUUCAUUAUUUCGUUCGACUGCCUAAGACUUUUAAUUUUUGUACAAAUCUGUGUAUGUAGUUUGUAUUCUCCCGAAUUUAUUUUCAUAUGUGUCUCUCAUAAUAUUGAUACAUGUGCGUCAAAUUGUUUACACGAGCACUUAAAUAGGCUACACGCUACAGCCUACAAUAGUUCCGUCCGCAUUCCAUGUGAUCUAAGUUUUAGUUCCUGUACCCUGCUUACAACGGUAAUAAAAUUUAAUAAAUAAUUAAUUUAUAAUAUUAUAAUAAAUAAUAAAUAAUAAAUAAUAUAAUACCUAUAUAUUAUUUAGUCAUGGUUAUAAUUUAAUUAAUUGUAAGUAUUGUUGUAUUUCCUAUCUCUUAGAGAACUGAAUUUUGUUAAGUUCUAAUAUAUAUUAUUAUAUAAGCAAGUCCACAUCGAUCUCUCCUGUGUUAUUGAUUUGUUGUUUAAGAGGACACAAUAUAUACCUGCUUGAAUUCAUUUUCUUCAGUUCACAUAGAUACACAUGGUGCAAACGUUCACUAAAAAAAUAAAUACAUUCAUAUUCAGUGCUUAAAAAAGGAACUCGUUUACGUUCUAUUUGAAAAAACGAGUGACGUUUAAGUAUCGUUCACUAAAUAUGAACAUGAACGACAUUCUUUCUAAACACUAUGCAUAACUCAGUCCGCUUAUGGUCAUAGACUCUGUUUUGUUUUGAUUAAUACUAUAUUAACACUAUCAACCUAUAUACCCAAAUCAUCCUGCUCUUGUAGUCUCAUUUGUAUAAUUUUGUAUGUACUCAUAUAAAGUUAUAAUGUUAUAUGCUUGACAUUUGAUAUUUUAUUUUUUUAUUUUUUUAACUUAGGUAUCAAUAUGCCUAAAUAUUCUUUAAUUGAGAGUAAGUUACGUCGAUAUUUAUACUUGGGACAUGAAUAUUGUAUAUAUGUCCCUCCUUUAAUUCGAACUUCAUUUUGGAAUGAAAAACAUUAUCAUGAUGUUACUGGUGUAAGGAUAAUUGGAAAAAUUGUCAAAAAAAAUAAAACUGAAGAGAUUAAUUCAAUAGUUCCAAUAAUUUUAAAGAUUAAAAAAGAAGAUAAACUUCUUGAUGAUCAGCUCCUGAUUUUUACAUUGGCCGUGUGUGCUAGAUUUAAUUUGAAACCAUGUAAAAAAAUGGUUGCUGAUGCUUAUGCAGCAGUCUCUACAAUAUGUACAGAUGGAUUAAAAUUAUUAAUGUUUGUUAAAUUCAUUAAAACAGCUGAUAAUAUGCUUUUUGAUCAGGGUUUUAUAACCACUUCGUCUAAUGGUCAUGGUCGUGGUUUUGCCAAAUCUAUGACUAAGUGGUAUUUAAAUAGAGAUCCAUUGCUAACUACAGAACACAUAGUAAGGAAUAAAUGUUAUGAUGGUUGGAGUCAUAAAGAUGUGAUGAAACUGAUUCAUCUUCAUUCCAAAGAACCAUGUCGUAUUAUGUACAUUGUCUACACUUUAAGUGGCAUCAAAAGGGUUGAACAAUUAUUUGGAUCUAAAAUGAAAGAUAUUUGUAUUGAAGAUAGCGAUGAAACAUUUGAAAAUAAGCAAUUAAAAAGUAUUUACAAUUUUUUAAAUCAAGUAGAAAAUAUAAAAAAAAUGGAUGAGCGUGCAUUGCAGAAUGAAAUUGAAUUUAAUAGAUUGGGUGAGAAACCUGAAGUUAUACCACGAGAAAUGCUAAAAAAUUCAACUAUUUUAACUUCACUUGUUAUGCAUUUUCCGUUAGAGAAACUUUUGGAGAACACAUUUUUUUUUGCUAAAAACAAAUUGUUUCACAAUUCAACACCUGAUGUAGGACUUAGGGAGUAUAUUUUACGCUUCAACAACACAAUUCUAUUAAAGACAUCACAAAUUCAUCCGAUUGAACCAUUUAUACAAUAUGCUAAAUAUGCUAGAACAUGCAGAAAUAUCUUAAAGGUGCAAAAUAAUGUUAUGAAAAAUGAAGAAGACAACUUUAUUGUUGAAUCAAUUGAUAAUAAAUUAAAAGUGAUAAUUAAGUUACAAAAAACACCAGAUAAAGAAGAAGUUGCUAUUCAACCAAGUAUAGAAAAUGAAGGUGAAUUAUUUAAUGAAGUUAAUCCUGUAUCAACAGAAGAAACAGUACCAGAUGUGAUUCAAUCAGAAGUUAAUGAUAUCAACCAGCAGCAACCGAGUGUUUUCUUUAUGAUAAAACCACUUCCAAAAUUAGUAAAUCAGCUAAUAACAUUUUUAUCUGAAGAUCUAAUAAAAAAAACUUGCGAAGUAUUUAUUUGCAAUUAUUUUAAUUUCUAGAAAUCGGAAAUAUUUUAUUUUAAUAUAUUUUUUUUAGCUCUUAGAUCCUUUAAGCCUUCGUAUAAUGAUAACAUAUGA